AUGAACCCGACGCGCGGCCGCCGCAAUGGCGGCAGCUCCUUUCUCCUCGUCACCAUACUCGUCGCUGCGGCGGCCGAUAUCGCGGCCGCGCAGCAGAGCGGCAAGGGGCCGAGCUACUUCGACCCGCAGAACUUCAACCCGUCCAUGGCGGUCAUAAUCGUCGUGCUCGUCACAGCCUUCUUCUUCCUCGGGUUCUUCUCCAUCUACAUCCGGCGAUGCGCGGGCGGGCCGCUCGGCGGGCCCGGCGAGGACCUCGGCGCCAGGCCGGGCGUGGGCGGGAUCGCGUUCCUCACCUCGGGCGCCGCGCGGUCGAGGAGGAUGAGAGGGCUGGACGCCGCCGCGCUCGAGGCGCUCCCCACCAUGGCCUACGCCGACGUCAAGGCGCACAAGGUCGGCAAGGGCGAGCUGGAGUGCGCCGUGUGCCUCAGCGAGUUCGACGACGACGACACGCUCCGCCUCCUCCCCAAGUGCUCGCACGCGUUCCACGCCGACUGCAUCGACGCCUGGCUCGCGUCGCACGUCACCUGCCCGGUCUGCCGCGCGAAUCUCGUCCCCGGCGCCGACGCCCCCGUGGCAUCCGGCGCUGCUGCUGCGUCGGCGACGCCGGAGCGGGACGACGUAGCUGCUACGUUGGCGCCGCAGCCGGCGGAGGAAACGCCCACGGCGCCGCCGGAGCAAGUGACGGUGGUGAUCACCGAUGCUGCCGAGGAGACGGAGGAGGAGAGGGUCAGGAGGGAGGAGGCGGCCGAGCUGGUGCGUAUCGGCAGCGUGAAGCGCGCGCUGCGCAGCAAGUCCGGCCGGAGUCCCGCCGCGCAGUUCCCGCGCUCGCACACCACGGGGCACUCGCUCGCGGCAGCGCCGGCCGAGAGCGCGGAGCGGUACACGCUGAGGCUGCCCGAGCACGUCCUCCGAGAGGUCGUCGCGGCGGGCAAGCUGCGGCGCACGAAGAGCCUCCAAGCGUUUCGGGAGGGCCGCGCCGGCGGGAGCACGCGCCGGGGCAGCAGGAGCGUCCGGCUCGGGCAGUCCGGCCGGUGGCCCGCCAUCACCAUGUCGUCGUUCUUGGGACUCUCGUUCUCGGCGUGGGGGUCGUCGCGGCGUGGCGAAGCCGAGGCCGCCGGCAAGGGCGGCGCGAAGGUCGCCAGCGACGGCACAGCAGCCGCGGAACAGCAGCAGUGCGACAGCGGGGCGUGCCCACUUCCACUCGGCGGCCGCCGUGUUUGA
Molecule: messenger RNA, 1221 nt
Organism: Triticum turgidum subsp. durum (durum wheat)
Lineage: Eukaryota; Viridiplantae; Streptophyta; Magnoliopsida; Poales; Poaceae
Source: the annotation of a GenBank genome assembly